AACAAAUUCAGACCGAUUGAUGGUUAGUUCAGUGAACAAACUAUGAUGUGGGUCUUUAAAAUUUUAUUUGUUAGUACAUUGUGUGUGUAUGCAAGAGCCGGUAACGAAAACGACGAUCCUGUGUUAUAUUACUACGCCUUAGAGGAGAGCGAGCGAAGCUUGCCGCUGUGUUCGGCUCUGCAGGCGUGCUCGGCGCUGCUGCUGCGCUACUGGCGCGCGCCGGCGCUCGUGCGCCUGUGUGGCUGCCGGCGCCGCGAGCGCUGCGACGCGCGCGCCGAGCCCGACCGGCUCAUAGAGAUCAACAACCGCGCUUAUUUUCAAUUCUGCAAACCUGUAACCGAUUGGCCUGAAUGUUCGCUCAACGACACACCACUAACAGUCGAAUCACUAUAUGACCGAAUGGAUCCUGACGAAAUCGAGGAGUCGCACCACAAGAACAUACAACUAGCGCCGCCCAAAAUCAUCUUCAAAUGCCGAUGUCCAAACUCCAAUUACUGGGGAUUAAAGCUAAGCGCAGACGACAACGAAAUCACUGAACAAUAUCAGUGUACGUCUCUACCGCUGUGUAAGACGGAUGAGUUUUGUGGAAACGUCAAUUUAAACCUUAAUUCGCUGUAUCAGUCCUGUUUAUGUCCCAAACAUCACAUAUGUGUUCACGAUGGCGGAGUCACACACAAUAUUAUUACGGAGCUGUUGUAUCGUGGUAAAGGCUGGCGAGCUUAUUGUAGGCGAGUUGACGAUUAUUAUAGUUACGAAGAAUAUUAAUAAAACACUAAUAAAAUAAUGGAUUGCAAAUUAUA
Molecule: messenger RNA, 800 nt
Organism: Amyelois transitella
Lineage: Eukaryota; Metazoa; Arthropoda; Insecta; Lepidoptera; Pyralidae
Exons: 3
Coding region: 43-765 (240 amino acids)
Source: RefSeq, a predicted model, not a curated record